AUGCCACUACUCAACAAUGUUUACUGUGACUAUCAAGGUUACGACAAACAUCGGGGACUUAAACAUCCACCAGGAGAGUCUAUACGACCUCGGGGCCUGAAACACCACCAGGAGAGUCUAUAUGACCUCGGGGACUUAAACAGCCACCAGGAGAGUCUAGAAGACAUCGGGGGCUUAAACAUCCACCAGGGGAGUCUAUACGACCUCCGGGGCUUAAACAUCCACCGCCAGGAGAAUCUUUACGACCUCGGGGACUUAAAGAUCCACCAGGAGAGUCUUUACGACCUCGGGGACUUAAAGAUCCACCAGGAGAGUCUAGGGGACUUAAACAUCCACCAUGAGAGUCUAUACAACCUCGGGGACUUUAACAUCCCCCAGGAGAGUCUAGAAGACAUCGGGGACUUAAACAUCAACCAAGAGAGUCUAUACGACCCCCGGGACUUAAACACCCACCAGGAGAGUCUAUAUGACCUCGGGGACUUAAAGAUCCACCAGGAGAGUCUUUACGACCUCGGGGACUUUAACAUGCACCAGGAGAGAGAAUCUUUACGACCUCGGGGACAUAAACAUCCACCAAGAGAGGCUAUACGACCUCCGGGACUUAAACACCCACCAGGAGAGUCUAUACGACCUCGGGGACUUAAACAUCCACCAGGAGAAUCUUUACGACCUCGGGGACUUAAACAUCCACCAAGAGAGUCUAUACGACCUCCGGGACUUAAACAUCCACCAGGAGAAUCUAUACGACCUCGGGGACUUAAACAUCCACCAGGAGAGUCUAUACAACCUCUGGGACUUAAACAUCCACCAGGUGAGUCUAUACGACCUCGGGGACUGAAACAUCCACCAGGAGAAUCUAUACGACCUCGGGGACUUAAACAUCCACCAGGAGAGUCUAUACGACCUCUGGGACUUAAACAUCCACCAGGUGAGUCUAUACGACCUCGGGGACUGAAAAAUCCACCAGGAGAAUCUAUACGACCUCGAAGACUUAAACAUCCACAGGAGAGUGUAUACGACCUCGGGGACUUAAACAUCCAUCUGGAGAGUCUAUACGGCAUCGGGGACUUAAACAUCCACCAGAAGAGUAUAUACGACCUCGGGGCCUUAAACAUCCACCUGGAGAGUCUAUACGGCAUCGGGGACUUAAACAUCCACCAGGAGAGUCUGUAUGACCUCGGGGACUUAAACAUUCACCAGGAGAGUCUAUAUGACCUCGGGGACUUAAACAUCCACCAGGAAAAUCUAUACGACCUCGGGGACUUAAACAUCCACCAGGAAAAUCUAUACGACCCCGGAGACUUAAACAUCCACCAGGAGAGUCCAUACGAACUCAGGGACUUAAACAUCCACAGGAGAGUGAGAAUCUAUACGACCUCGGGGACUGAAACAUCAACAGGAGAGUCUAUACGACCUCGGGGACUGAAAAAUCCACCAGGAGAAUCUAUACGACCUUGGGGACUGCAACAUCCCCCAGGAGAAUCUAUACGACCUUGGGGACUGCAACAUCCACCAGGAGAAUCUAUACGUCCACCAGGAGAGUCUAUACGACCUUGGGGACUGCAACAUCCCCCAGGAGAAUCUAUACGACCUUGGGGACUGCAACAUCCACCAGGAGAAUCUAUACGUCCACCAGGAGAGUCUAUACGACCUCGGAGACUGAAAUAUCACAAGGCGAGCCUAGACGACCUCGGGGACUUAAACAUCCAUCAGGAGAGUCUAUACGACCUCGGGGACUUAAAGAUCCACCAGGAGAGUCUGCACGACCUCGGGGACUUAAACAUUCACCAGGAGAGUCUAUACGACCUCGGGAACUUAAACAUCCACCAAGAGAGUCUAUCCGACGUCGGGGACUUAAACAUCCACCAGGAAAAUCUAUACGACCCCGGAGACUUAAACAUCCACCAGGAGAGUCCAUACGAACUCAGGGACUUAAACAUCCACCAGAAGAGUAUAUACGACCUCGGGGACUUAAAAAUCCACCAGGAGAGCCUGUAUGACCUCGGGGACUUAAACAUUCACCAGGAGAGUCUAUACGACCUCGGGGGCUUAAAGAUCCACCAGGAGAGUCUGUCCGACCUCGGGGACUUAAACAUUCACCAGGAGAGUCUAUAUGCCCUCGGGGACUUAAACAUCCACCAGAAGAGUCUAUACGACCUCGGGGACUUAAAGAGCCACCAGGAGAGUCUGUACGACCUCGGUGACUUAAACAUUCACCAGGAGAGUCUAUAUGACCUCGGGGACUUAAACAUGCACCAGGAGAGUCUAUAUGACCUCGGGGACUUAAACAUCCACAAGAGAGAGGGUCUAUACGACCUCGGGGACUUAAAUAUCCACCAAAAGCGGACUUACGACCUCGGGGACUUAAACAUCCCCCAGGAGAAUCUAUACGACCUCGGGGACUUAAACAUCAACCAGGAGAAUUUAUACGAUCUCGGGGACUUAAACAUCUACCAGGAGAAUUUAUACGAUCUCGGGGACUUAAACAUCUACCAGGAGAAUUUAUACGAUCUCGGGGACUUAAACAUCUACCAGGAGAAUUUAUACGAUCUCGGGGACUUAAACAUCAACCAGGAGAACCUAUACGACCUCGGGGAUUUAAACAUCCACCAGGAGAGAGAAUCUAUACGACCUCGGGGACUUAAACAUCAACCAGGAGAAUUUAUACGAUCUCGGGGACUUAAACAUCCACCAGGAGAUUAUAUACGAUCUCGGGGACUUAAACAUCCACCAGGAGAAUCUAUACGAUCUCGGGGACUUAAACAUCCCCCAGGAGAAUUUAUACGAUCUCGGGGACUUAAACAUCCACCGGGAGAAUCUAUACGAUCUCGGGGACUUAAACAUCCACCAGGAGAAUAUAUACGAUCUCGGGGACUUAAACAUCCACCAGGAGAUUAUAUACGAUCUCGGGGACUUAAACAUCCCCCAGGAGAAUCUAUACGACCUCGGGGACUUAAACAUCCACCAGGAGAAUUUAUACGAUCUCGGGGACUUAAACAUCCACCAGGAGAUUAUAUACGACCUCGGGGACUUAAACAUCCACAAGAGAGUCUAUUCGACCUCGGGGACUUAAACAUCCAUCUGGAGAGUCUAUACGACCUCGGGGACUUAAACAUCCACCAGAAGAGUAUAUACGACCUCGGGGACAUAAGCAUCCACCAGGAGAGUCUGUAUGACCUCGGGGACUUAAACAUUCACCAGGAGAGUCUAUACGACCUCGGGGACUGA
Messenger RNA from Mizuhopecten yessoensis (Yesso scallop), 3228 nucleotides. RefSeq lists its product as uncharacterized. Lineage: Eukaryota; Metazoa; Mollusca; Bivalvia; Pectinida; Pectinidae. The coding region runs from base 1 to 3228 and encodes 1075 amino acids. The record is from RefSeq and is a predicted model, not a curated record. The transcript is spliced from 5 exons.